Messenger RNA from Falco peregrinus (peregrine falcon), 887 nucleotides. It is a transcript of the gene NOP16, whose product is annotated as NOP16 nucleolar protein. The coding region runs from base 54 to 596 and encodes 180 amino acids. The record is from RefSeq and is a predicted model, not a curated record. Gene Ontology annotation, biological process: ribosomal large subunit biogenesis. Gene Ontology annotation, cellular component: nucleolus. Lineage: Eukaryota; Metazoa; Chordata; Aves; Falconiformes; Falconidae. The transcript is spliced from 5 exons.
CGCCGCGCGCGGCUCGGCCCGGCGCUCGGUAGCGGCAGCAGCGUGGGGCCGCCAUGCCGAAGGCGAAGGGGAAGAACCGGCGGCACAAAUACUCCUACAACGUCAAUCGCAAGCGGCUCUACCGCAGCGCCCGCCGCCGCGCCGCCCCGCGCAUCGCCUGCUCGCAUAUCCGCCAUGCCUGGGAUCCGUCCAAGUCGGUGGCGCAGAACCUGGCCGAGAUGGGCCUGGCCGAGGAUCCCAACAAGGCCGUCCCCAUCCCCAAGAAGAAGCUGCUGGGGAUGGAAGUGGAAAGCGAUGGACGGGAACAAGGAAAGAAAAUAGUGCGGAAGCCCUACGUGGUGAACGAGAUGGAAUAUGAGGCCAGUCUACCUGAGAAGAAGUCAAACACGCUCUCACGAGACCUCAUUGACUAUGUGCGGUACAUGAUACAGAACCACGGUGAGAACUACAAGGAAAUGGCUCGAGAUGAGAAGAACUACUACCAGGAUACUCCCAAGCAGAUCAAGAGAAAGAUCAACGUGUACAAGAAUUUCUAUCCUGAGGAGUACAAGGAUUUCAUUGCAUCACUCAAGCAGGAAAAGAUGGACGUGCAGUGACUGCCCUUUCCUAUCAGGUUUACCUGCAAGCACAGGCUUGACGUGACCAUUUUCUAAAUCGAGCAGGGACUGACAGACAGGUGACAGUUACUUACAGGCUCAGUGCCUUUCAAGUUGAGCUAUGCAAAGCUCUGGGGAUGGAGGAAGGACCUUUAUUAGAGGUAGUUAUAACCAGGCAUGAAAGACUUGGCUGUGGUUUGUGACAUUGGAACUGAAUGUGUUGUGCUGCUCCCUUUCUAUGUGGUCAGCCCUUCUUUUGCCUUGUUAAAAUAAAUAACUCCUUCAAGCUGG